This is a messenger RNA of Wallemia mellicola CBS 633.66, 569 nucleotides long. RefSeq lists its product as hypothetical. Bases 11 to 217 code for a protein of 68 amino acids. The record is from RefSeq and is a predicted model, not a curated record. The transcript is spliced from 2 exons. Gene Ontology annotation, molecular function: enzyme regulator activity. NCBI's taxonomy places the organism in Eukaryota, Fungi, Basidiomycota, Wallemiomycetes, Wallemiales, Wallemiaceae. Gene Ontology annotation, biological process: GPI anchor biosynthetic process. Gene Ontology annotation, cellular component: endoplasmic reticulum membrane; dolichol-phosphate-mannose synthase complex.
GUUGCUAUUAAUGCUCGCUAGUGUGACAAUAUUCAGUUAUUACACUAUCUGGGUGUUUGUAACCGUGAUCAUACAGCCAAUAUACGAACUCAAGUACUUCCCAGAUAGGAAAUGGGCUAUCAGAAUACCAAUAGGGCUGUUGCUGAUGGGAUUGUCGAUUGUUGGAAUAUUUACAAGUUCUGUAUUAAUAAAAGAAAAGAAUAGAAAGAGGGAAUAAAUCAUUUCUUGUUGAUAGUCGGUUGUUGCUGUGACGUAGGCAUUCCCGGCUGCUGUGGCUGUGGCUGACUGUCGUUGUUCCUGCAAGCGACGAUCUUUAUCUUGUUAGCGUUCACCAAAUCACCCUGAUCAACUUUAAACGUUGGAUUCUUUACUAUAAACGUCCAGACUUCGUCACACAAUCUAUAAGUGUGGAGAUGUCCUCUCAUUUGAGUUUUAUUCUUCACUUGGUUUGAUAGUGCGUUCAUCAUAGAUUUAUCGAAUUGCGUGAGUACUUUCAUAGCCAACUCUGGGUUGAUAUGUCCAGAUGUAAUGAGUUCGUCGAGGCUAUCAGUAAGCGCUAUGCCUACACU